This is a messenger RNA of Arachis ipaensis, 1608 nucleotides long. RefSeq names its product UDP-D-apiose/UDP-D-xylose synthase 2 (gene AXS2). Lineage: Eukaryota; Viridiplantae; Streptophyta; Magnoliopsida; Fabales; Fabaceae. Gene Ontology annotation, molecular function: carboxy-lyase activity. The record is from RefSeq and is a predicted model, not a curated record.
UUCGUGCCAUUACUGCACGUUCUUCUUCUUCUUCUUCUUGUUGCUGCUGCUGCUGCCAUGGCUUCCUCGAGAGUGGAUCUAGAUGGGAACCCAAUAAAGCCCAUAACGAUUUGCAUGAUCGGUGCCGGAGGUUUCAUAGGCUCCCACCUCUGCGAGAAGCUCAUGACGGAGACGCCGCACACGGUGCUCGCUUUGGACGUUUACAACGACAAGAUCAAGCACCUCUUGGAGCCUGAAACGAAUCCAUGGCAUGGUAGAAUCAACUUCCACCGCCUCAACAUCAAGCACGAUUCGAGGCUCGAAGGUCUUAUCAAAAUGGCAGAUCUGACGAUUAAUUUGGCUGCUAUAUGCACUCCUGCGGAUUACAACACGCGCCCUUUGGACACCAUUUAUAGCAACUUCAUCGAUGCACUUCCAGUGGUGAAGUACUGUUCUGAAAACAACAAGCGUCUCAUUCAUUUCUCGACUUGUGAAGUGUAUGGGAAAACCAUUGGGAGCUUUCUCCCUAAGGAUAGCCCGCUUCGUAAGGAUCCUGCAUACUAUGUACUUAAAGAAGAUGAGUCUCCAUGCAUUUUUGGUUCCAUUGAAAAGCAGAGAUGGUCUUAUGCCUGUGCAAAGCAGUUGAUUGAGAGGCUGAUUUAUGCUGAGGGUGCUGAAAAUGGUUUGGAGUUCACAAUUGUGCGACCCUUUAAUUGGAUUGGACCACGAAUGGAUUUCAUUCCCGGCAUUGAUGGUCCAAGUGAAGGUGUUCCUCGUGUUCUGGCAUGCUUUAGCAAUAAUCUCCUGAGGAAAGAGCCCCUAAAGCUUGUGGAUGGUGGUCAAUCCCAGAGGACUUUUGUUUAUAUUAAGGAUGCUAUUGAAGCUGUCUUGUUGAUGAUUGAAAAUCCUGCUAGGGCUAAUGGACACAUCUUUAAUGUUGGUAACCCAAACAAUGAGGUUACAGUUAGGCAGCUUGGGGAAAUGAUGGUUAAGGUUUACUCUAAGGUAAGUGGAGAUCCACCUUUGGAAAAUGCUACAGUUGAUGUGAGCUCUAAAGAAUUUUAUGGUGAGGGAUACGAUGAUAGCGACAAGCGAAUUCCAGACAUGACCAUCAUUAACAGACAGCUUGGAUGGAACCCAAAAACCUCACUUUGGGACUUGCUUGAAUCCACACUGACCUAUCAGCACAGGACCUAUGCUGAAGCCAUUAAGAAAGUCAUUGCUAAACCUGUUGCAAGUUAAAGCUUUACAACAUGAUCAUGGUUACAUUGUGAAGAAUGUUCAGUCCAUCAGAGUGCCUUAACAUCAUCAUAUAUAUACAUAUAGUUUACAAUUACAUGGUGAAUUUCCUCACUUUGGUUUUUUUAGCCAACAUAGUCCAUGAUAGCCCCAUGUCCCCCUUUGUUGCAUGUUUAGGAAAUGUAGGAAGAUAUCAAGGACCCAGAAGAAGAGCAAAGAGAGAGAGGAAGAGAGAAAAUCAAGAGGAUAUGUUGUUCUAUGUAAUUUGUGUUUUAGCCUUUUAGGGGUGUGUCAGUCUCUUAUAUAUGUUGUCUUUGCAGAUUCGGUUGUAAUAUUUGCUCAUGUUUCUUUAAGUUAAAUCGUCAUUAAUUUAAUUUAUUUUUUCGAUCA